Molecule: messenger RNA, 766 nt
Organism: Cladocopium goreaui
Lineage: Eukaryota; Dinophyceae; Suessiales; Symbiodiniaceae
Source: the annotation of a GenBank genome assembly
CCCAGCUUGUGAGAUAGGAGAUAGGUUUAGUUUGUCGAAAUAGAAGCUGAGGGCUGGUUAGAUCCUUUGCAAACGAUGGAAUUAAUCCACCCGCGACAAGAAUUGAUUGGCACUGUAAGGGUCUGUAUUAGUCACCCCAAGUAAUGGCCGUUCGGCAUUGAAAACGGGCGGUCCCUCACCCCACGCAACCAGCCUAGCUCUGGUGAGUCAGCCAAUAGCGGAAUCAACAGACCAUCCCCACUCUUGCAUUAGUCCAAGAUGUGGAAAGGACUUGUGUCACUUGGAUAGCUCAGCAUGUUCUCCGCAUGUUUUCUCCGUUACCGUUUCCGCUGCAAGUUUUGGUGUCCCUGCCCUGUACAAAAAACGAUGCCGUCCAAACGCCGCAACAACGGGCGAUCCAAGCACGGCCGUGGCCACACGGCCAUCGUGCGAUGCUCCAACUGCUGCCGCUGUGUCCCGAAGGACAAGGCCAUCAAGCGCUUCCAGGUUCGCAACAUGGUGGAUGCCUCCUCCCAGCGUGACUUGCGCGAAGCCUCGGUCUAUCAGACCUUCAUGCUCCCAAAGCUCUACAUGAAGAUGCUUUACUGUGUCUCCUGUGCGAUUCACGGACGCGUGGUGCGAGUGCGCAACAAGGUGCUGCGAGCAAGCCCAGAAGGUCGCAUCUACAAGCCUCCUCAGGGAAAGGGUGGCGGCAAGGGCAAUUGAAGACAGACUUGAAAGAGGGACAUCUAGACACAGACCACCCUCGAACAGAGACAGAAUUAAA